AUGGGUAAUACUCUGGUUAUCCUCAUUAUCCGCCUAGACCUCCGCCUCCACUCCCCCAUGUACUAUUUCCUCAAACACCUCUCCUGGUUGGAAAUUAUCAUCACCACCACUGUGACACCAAAGAUGCUCAGCAUUCUCGUUUCAGAGAAGAAGACCAUCUCCUACUUUGCAUGUGUCGUUCAACUCGCAAUAUACUUCCUUGCAGGAUCCACAGAAGUCCUCCUCCUGGGAGCAAUGUCUGUGGACCGCUACCUAGCCAUUUGCAACCCAUUGCGCUACACAGCCAUCAUGAGUCACCAGGUCUGUUUACUGAUGGUGCUUUUCUGCUGGUUCAUUAGUUUUGGUUGUAUUGUAGUUGGAGGAGUUUUCGCAAACGGAGUGCCUUACUGUGGCUCCAAUGUCAUUGAUCAUUUCUUCUGUGACACAGGACCCUUGGCAAAGUUGCUGUGUAGAGAUAACAGCCUCAUUCAAGCUAUAGAAUUUGCCUCAUCAUGUUUUACAUUGCUUUCCUCUGUGUCUGUCACCACCAUCUCUUAUAUCUGCAUCAUUGUAACAGUGAUGAGGACGCCUUCCGCUGGAG
This is a messenger RNA of Python bivittatus (Burmese python), 580 nucleotides long. RefSeq names its product olfactory receptor 6M1-like. Gene Ontology annotation, biological process: G protein-coupled receptor signaling pathway. Gene Ontology annotation, cellular component: membrane. The record is from RefSeq and is a predicted model, not a curated record. Lineage: Eukaryota; Metazoa; Chordata; Lepidosauria; Squamata; Pythonidae. Gene Ontology annotation, molecular function: olfactory receptor activity; G protein-coupled receptor activity.